Molecule: messenger RNA, 1084 nt
Organism: Synchiropus splendidus (mandarinfish)
Lineage: Eukaryota; Metazoa; Chordata; Actinopteri; Syngnathiformes; Callionymidae
Gene: atp6ap1la
Product: ATPase H+ transporting accessory protein 1 like a
Exons: 7
Coding region: 38-964 (308 amino acids)
Cellular component (GO): proton-transporting V-type ATPase complex
Source: RefSeq, a predicted model, not a curated record
GAGAGAGUGCUGGCAUUCGGCGCUGGUCUCCACGGCGAUGGCUGUUUCCUUGAGGACACGGUGCUCGGUGCUUUUGUUCUUGUCUGUCCUCCACCUGCCGCCGUCCUUCUGCCUUCCAGACCUGCAGAGCCCUGACAGGGCCACCAAAAAUCAGAACCAUGAUUCCAUCUGGUCUGUUGCAGAUCAUCUGCAGAAUCCUGAAACAACUCAGAGAAAACUUCUUCAAAUAUCAGGAGCAUUACUUCCUUUCCCACCACUAAAGGUCCUUUCUCACGGGGAGCCUUGCAUCCUGCUGCAGGCCAGAACUCUCUCUCUCCGCUACGAGAGGCAGAAACAGCUGGACCUGACAGAGCGAGCCUUUUCUCCGCUCCGAUCUGUUGAUACCAGUCAGUCUGUGUGCCGCCAUGACAAAGCUACACUCGUCAUGAGAUUUGGAGAUGUGGAGAACUUGAGAGGCUUAUCCAUCAGGAUACAGCUGAGCAACUCCUUGUAUGAAUCCUCUGGUCAGUGGUGGUUCUCUGUGGACAGCAUCUCUUUGCUCUACAACACUUCAGAGGAAGCUGUCUUCAAUGUCACUGAGAUGUUCGCCCCGUCCUCGGCUUCCUACCACUGCACCCAUGUCAGCAGCCUGGAGCGCCACAAGGCUCUGCUGCUGCCUGGCACUGGCCUCGCUCGCCGCUGGACGCUGACUUUCACUGACUUCCAGAUUCAGGCCUUCAACAUCACUUCAGGUCGAUUCUCUUCACCCAGCGACUGCAGCACUUUCUUAACUCCUGCCAUCUUAAUGGGCCUCGUCACGUCUCUGAUCCUGUUACUAGUCCUAGCCUACGCCCUGCACCUCCUCGUCCAUCUGAAACACAUUGAGCACGAGGACCAGCGCAAGGCAGACAUCUACUUCUCCCAACACCUGGACGAGUCAGAACAGGGCAGCGUGGAAAACAUAGACGAGAGGAACGAUCUAUAACAGAAAAACAGUGCGGUUCACUUCUUUUAAGUUUGAACUCAGGAUUUUAUUUUUUAAGUGUAAUGCUGUUGUUUAUUGUUUAUGUAUUGCCACUAUUUGUUGUUUUAAUAAAAAAAAGUA